This is a messenger RNA of Neoarius graeffei (lesser salmon catfish), 3204 nucleotides long. RefSeq names its product zinc finger protein 883-like. Gene Ontology annotation, cellular component: nucleus. The transcript has 7 exons. Gene Ontology annotation, biological process: negative regulation of transcription by RNA polymerase II. The coding region runs from base 185 to 2476 and encodes 763 amino acids. The record is from RefSeq and is a predicted model, not a curated record. NCBI's taxonomy places the organism in Eukaryota, Metazoa, Chordata, Actinopteri, Siluriformes, Ariidae. Gene Ontology annotation, molecular function: protein binding; RNA polymerase II transcription regulatory region sequence-specific DNA binding; histone methyltransferase activity.
GAAAAAGCCGCUGUAUGUUUCUUUCUGGAACAUCUUAAGAUAACAGCGCUAAUCAUCAUUAUAUUAAAUAUUUCGAAUAAAAUUUCCAGUGUAGGUUAGAUCUGAUAUAGUUAAAAAAAUACAGGUUAAUUGUUUUGCCUAUGUUUGAAGAUUCGUUAUGCUUUAAACCCUGAGAGCUGUUAUAAUGAGUUCAGCAGGAGACAGACAGUGCUCCUCCAGGACGUCUCAGUCUCCUGAUCCCUCACAGCUGUAUGAAGACAUGAAAAUAGAGAUUUCAGAUGGAUGGAUAUCCCAAGUAUCAGGAGUCUGUGUGAAGAAAGAGGAGACACUGGAGCUGAAUAUCUCCAACCAUGGAGACGACCUCAAGAACCUACCUGUACUUCUGUCCGUUAAAGAAGAAGAUCCGGACAAUAAAGACUCCCUCUAUUGUGAAGUUUGCAAAUCCUUCUUCUUUCACAAGUGUGAGCUUCACGGACCACCCUUCUUCAUCCCUGAUACUCCUGUUCCCAUGGGAGUUCCUGACCGAGCAAGACAAACUCUUCCUCCUGGACUAGAGAUUCGGAAGUCCGGUACUCCUGACGCAGGCCUGGGAGUGUUUAAUAAGGGAGAGACUGUUCCAAUAGGUGUACACUUUGGACCCUACCAGGGAGAGCUGGUGGACAUAGAGAAAGCAAUGAACAGCAGAUACUCCUGGAUGAUAUGCAGGAGCAGGCAGUGUGAAGAGUACAUAGAUUCCACAAGAGAAAUGCAUGCAAAUUGGAUGAGGUAUGUGAAUUGUGCUCGUAAUGAUGAAGAACAGAACCUUGUGGCGUUUCAGUAUAGAGGGGAAAUUCUGUAUCGUUGCUGUCGACCCAUUAAUCCAGAACAGGAGCUCUUGGUGUGGUAUGAUGAGGAGUAUGCCAAAGAACUCAGUCCUAUGUUUCAUGACCUCUGGAACAAAAAGUGUGCCAUGAAUGACACAAACAUCCAGAGAUGCCACUAUGAAGAUUAUUUGAAACCAUGCGAUUUGGGAGAGAUUAAACAUGAUCUUCAGAUCCCCUCCAAAGACUCCAGUAGUCAGCCAACAUCAUCUGAUAGUCUUGGUUCUGACACUGCUAACAGUGAUGACCAAAAGGAAAUUUACCAUUGCUCAGGACGUGGAAAGAAUUUUGGUCAUCAGAGUGCUCUCCAACAACAUGAACAAGUUCACCCAGGAGAGGAGCCAUAUCAAUGCUCACAGUGUGGAAAGAGUUUUACACAUCAGAGUCAUCUCCAAACACACCAGUGCAUUCACACAGUAGAGAAGCCAUAUCGCUGCUCACAUUGUGGAAAGGGUUUUACUCAACAGAGUAACCUCCAACAACACCAGCGCAUUCACACAGGAGAGAAGCCAUAUCACUGCUCACAGUGUGGAAAGAGUUUUACACAUCAGAGUCAUCUCCAAACACACCAGCGCAUUCACACAGGAGAGAAACCAUAUCACUGUUCACGUUGUGGAAAGGGUUUUACUCAACAGAGUGAUCUUCAGCGACAUCAGCGCAUUCACACGGGAGAGAAGCCAUAUCUCUGCUCACUGUGUGGAAAAAGUUUCACCCAAAAGAGUCAUCUCCAACAACACCAGCGCAUUCACACAGGAGAGAAGCCACAUCACUGUUCACAAUGUGGAAAGAGUUUCAUUCAUCAGAGUCAUCUCCAAGAACACCAGCGCAUUCACACAGGAGAGAAGCCUCACCACUGCUCACAGUGUGGAAAGAGUUUUACUCAUCAGAGUGCUCUGUAUCAACACCAGCGCAUUCACACAGGCGAGAAGCCUCAUCACUGCUCACAGUGUGGAAAGAAUUUUACUCAUCGGAGUGCUCUCCAACAACACCAGCGCGUUCACGCAGGAGAGAAGCCGUAUCACUGCUCACAGUGUGGAAAGAGUUUUAUUCAUCAGCGUAAUCUCCAGCUACACCAGCGGAUUCAUACAGGGGAGAACCCUCAUCAGUGCUCACAGUGUGGAAAGAGUUUUUUUCAUCAGAGUCAUCUCCAACUACACCAGCGCAUUCACACAGGAGAGAAGCCGCAUCACUGUUCACAAUGUGGAAAGUGUUUUACUCAAAAGAUUCAUCUCCAACGGCACCAGCGCAUUCACACAGGAGAGAAGCCGUAUCAUUGCUCCCAGUGUGGAAGGAGUUUUAUUCAUCAGAGUUAUCUCCAACAACACCAGCGCAUUCACACAGGAGAGAAGCCCCAUCUCUGCUCACAGUGUGGAAAGAGUUUUACUCAAAAGAUUCAUCUCCAACGGCACCAGCGCAUUCACUCAGGAGAGAAGCCGUAUCACUGCUCACAGUGUGGAAAGAGUUUUACUCGACAGAGUCAUCUCCAGCAACACCAGCACGUUCAUACAGGGGAGAAGCCGUAUCUCUGCUCACAGUGCGGAAAGAAUUUUACUCGUCAGAGUGCUUUCCAACAACACCAGUGCAUUCACACAGGAGAGAAGCCGUAUCACUAUUGACAGUUUACUCGACAGAACCAUCUCCAGACACAUCAGCACAUUCACAUAGGAGAGCAGCCUCACCACUGCUGACAGUAUGGAAAGAGUUUUACUCAUCAGGGUAGUCUCCAAGUCCACCUGUGCGUUUGCAAGAGAGAGAAACCAUAUCACUUCUCACAGUGUGGAAACACACUUAUUUAUUCAGUUCCAUCAUCACCACAUGAUUAACUGCAUGCAUUAACUGCAAUACUAUGAUCAGUGUCAUGCAGCAGCAUUACACUGGAACAGAACCAUUGAGCUACCAGAAAGUUUACUUGCCAGUAAACUUGAGUCAUAUGUGAAUAGAACGGAAACAGUACCAACAUUUCAGUUCAAGUCUUUUUGCUCAUGUUCUACUAAUAUAUUAUAUUCUAUUGUAUUGUUCCAAGAUUAAUAUAUGUAAUUUUAAUAAUUAAGAUCAGUUAAAUUUAUUUUGAUUUCAGUAAGAGUCUUUGUUCACUCAAAAUGCAUAAGUGUCUGUACUUUGCUAAUUCAUAAAGUACACAUCUGUUCCCUGGGUCAUAAUGAUGUCCUUGCUCCCAUUUUAGCUUAUCUAAGCCUUGGGCUAUAUCUAUCUGGUUUAGUGUGUUCCCUUUGUACGCACACGUUAGUGUAAGAUCAGUACAUAAACUGGCUGUGUCCAACUUUUCUUUAGCCUAAGACUGUUGCCCAGGUUGUCUUGUGUGCACAAUAAAUCAUCUCUUUUAUUA